Messenger RNA from Paraglomus brasilianum, 132 nucleotides. The record is from the annotation of a GenBank genome assembly. NCBI's taxonomy places the organism in Eukaryota, Fungi, Glomeromycota, Glomeromycetes, Paraglomerales, Paraglomeraceae.
AUGGAGAUGUACAAUGCCAGGGGAGCUUGGACAAAAGGACCUGUUGGUUAUAAGGUACCCACCUAUGGGUCAUCAACCAUAAGGCAGGUCUUUGAGAUAGUAUUCCUGAGAGAAAAUGAAGAAGAAUGGUGA